AGAAAGUCAUUGUAGUGUUUAAAAAAGCAAAUACUCUUAGAUCCUGGAUUUUCCACUACUGACAGAUUGUGAUUUACUGUUUAGUCACAAUGAGGCGAAGCUCAAGUAUUGCCGGAAGCAGUGGUCGGCAAUCUAUGAUGGCACUGAGAGUGCAGGACAACAACAAGAUGGGUCUUCAAACACCUCAGAUGAAGGACAGAGGUACAUUUGGGAAGCUGAGCAUGAGCAAACCUACACCUGGAACUUCGGAAAGAAAAGUCAGCUUUUUUGGGAAGAGAACUAGUGGGGCUGGAGGUUCACGCAACAGUCAGUAUGGUGUGUUCGGUACAGAAAAGAUCAAGGAUCCCAGGCCACUUCAUGACAAGGCAUUCAUCCAACAAUGUAUCAAGCAGCUUUGUGAGUUUCUUGUUGAGAAUGGUUAUGCCCAUAACGUUUCCGUGAAAUCACUACAGUCUCCUUCAGUUAAGGACUUUUUAAAAAUCUUCACGUUUAUCUAUGGAUUUCUCUGCCCUUCUUAUGAGCUGCCUGACUCAAAAUUUGAAGAGGAAAUUCCCAAAGUUUUUAAGGAGCUUGGGUACCCCUUUCCUUUGUCAAAAAGUUCCAUGUACACAGUGGGAGCACCACACACGUGGCCUCAGAUCGUGACAGCUUUGGUUUGGUUAAUUGAUUGUGUUAAGUUGUAUGCUGCCAUGAGGGAAAAUGCACCAUCGUUUGAUGAUGGACAGAGCUGGGGAGGAGAGACGGAUGAUGGAAUUGUACAUAAUAAGCUUUUCAUGGACUAUUCUGUGAAGUGCUAUGAGCAGUUCAUGAAAGGGAGAGAUACUUUUGAAGAACUGGAUGCAGAAGUGCAGUCAAAAUUAA
Molecule: messenger RNA, 861 nt
Organism: Cariama cristata (Red-legged seriema)
Lineage: Eukaryota; Metazoa; Chordata; Aves; Cariamiformes; Cariamidae
Product: kinetochore protein NDC80 homolog
Exons: 7
Biological process (GO): attachment of mitotic spindle microtubules to kinetochore
Cellular component (GO): Ndc80 complex
Source: RefSeq, a predicted model, not a curated record